This is a messenger RNA of Drosophila mauritiana, 1021 nucleotides long. Its product is annotated as EF-hand calcium-binding domain-containing protein 1. Bases 93 to 752 code for a protein of 219 amino acids. The transcript is spliced from 4 exons. NCBI's taxonomy places the organism in Eukaryota, Metazoa, Arthropoda, Insecta, Diptera, Drosophilidae. The record is from RefSeq and is a predicted model, not a curated record. Gene Ontology annotation, molecular function: calcium ion binding.
GUUAGUUUAUUGUUUAUAUUUAUUGUUAUUACUUUAUGUUGAGUUCUUUGCGUUGCUUUUAUAAUAUAUUUCUUGUAUAAAUACCAGCAAAGAUGAAGUUGGACCUCACCAUGAACGACCGUUUCAAUCAGCGGUUUCAGUCGGUUUAUGGCGGACUGGUUCCCCAGAUCGCUCGACUGGUGCCCUUCAACGACUCUGAGGUGACCUGCAUCCUGCUGAUUUACUACAAGUAUAGUCUCCAGAAUGGGCCCUCUGCUCGCAGAAUAACAUCCAGCCAGUUUGUGAACAUCGUGAUCGGGUUCCAGCAACUAUACGACAUGGACGUGGUGGAUCGCAUCGUAACCCUAAUCGCAGGUGGCAGGAAACACGUGACGCCCAUGGAAUUCGUCAACUACAUGACCAUCCUAAUGUCCCGCGACAUGGAACGCAAAAUGGAGUUUGCAUAUAUGGUUUACGACAAAAAUGGCAUGGGCAUUAAUAGAGAGAUCAUUUCAUCUUCGGUCGAGAGGUUUUUCGCCGGGGACGACGACGAGAUACUCGAGAUGCGACUGGACAUGGUCGAUUUUCUACUCCUCAAAUUUGAUGAAGACCAAGACGGCUACAUCUCAUUUGAGGAGUAUAGAUCGAUCGUGUUGCAGCAGCCGCGUCUGCUGGAGUUUCUGGGUCCCAUCUUUCCCUCGGACGAGACGCGUAUGGUGGUGGCGUACUGCACUGCCAUAUACUCUCACAUACCCGAAAUGGCCACGUUGUAGGCACAAAUAAAUCGAAAGCAAUGCAAAUCAGUGCGCCCCGCCACCGCGUUUUUCUCUGUUCAGCCAUUGUAGCCACUCGAAAAUGUCAAUGACAAUGAUGAUGAACUGCAGAAUAGAGCGCUGACAGCUGCAACGAGACGCUGGAUAGAUGGAGAGAUGGAUGGAGCAUAUAUGGGGGACACCAGCUGUCUCUCGACCACACGGGGGAAAAAUAUGAAAGAUUUCGAUGGAAAACUUAAGUUAAAUAUCAAUAAAAUAUGGUAACAAUA